AUGCCAGUUGACAUCUCAGUUGAAGAAGGACUGAAAGAGAGAAUAAAAGACUUGGAGGCAACAAUGACGAGUGUUUGGGAAGACCUACAUUUGGCAUUGGAAGAAGAGGUUUGAAUAUAUAUUUGUUUUAUAUUAUUGGAUUAAAGUGAGUGGUGGACCACAGGUUUAUAUAAAAACAUUAAAACAUAUACAGUAAUUGUGCCCAAUCACAUAUUCUUUUCCUUCUUUUCCAUGGAACACAUAUGAUGGAAAACCUUUAUUUCAUCAAAAAUUAAUAUAGUAAAUUUAAUACUGUUUGUUACAGACCAACAGAGGCAGAGCCAAAUCUCUCAUGAAAAGAUAUAGAAGUCUUACCAUUGCAAGGGAAAACUACCUUACCACAUUACUAAAUGGCUACCAAAAAGAAUGUAAAAAGUUACAGGAUAAAGACAUGAGCAUUCUCACAAAUCAGCAAAAGAGUAGAUUACAAAAUGAGAUGGAAACGUUUAAGAGCCAAUGUGUCAUGGGCUUUCGUAGUGGUGCUCUAAAAGAAGGAGUAAAUGAUGUGCCAACAGAUAUAUUUCAAAACUUUACUACAUCAAUUGCCAAAGAAUGUCCUCUUAUUAAUGAUAUACUGGAAACCUUGAUUGGUAAUAGUAAAAACAUAGAUGUAAACAAGAAUAAAACCAACAAAGUGAAAAUGAAACGUGCCAGCCAUGCACUAGCUGGUUUGGUUGCAUUAGGAAAUCAAAAACUUCCAAAUGACAUUCAGUUACUGUUUGGUCUAUUAUGUUUGUCAUAUGGAGGAGGAAAGCAAUUCAUAAACAUGCUCAAUUCUAUUGGUUUAUGUCUUCACUGGGAUUCACUGUAAGUAUUUGUAUAUCGUAGCAAACUACUGGUUCUUGGACUUUAUUAAACCAUUGAGCCGCAAUGCGCCCCAGCGUGCCCUACUUAUGUUUUUUACUUGUCUAACGCCAGACGACUUUACUCAUCAAUGAGGAAGCCCUGCAGCUUAAUGGGUUAAUAUUACAGUAUUAUGGCAAAUAAUAAAAAAUAUUGAAAUCUUAAUAUUAUCUAUAUAAUAUCUAUAUAUUAUCUGAAACUUAUUAUUAUCUAUUAUCUUAUAUUUUUUUAUUGAAAUCUUAAUUGUCAAUGAUACUUAUUUAAUCACCAUGUUGGUUAUCUCAAUUUUAUGUUAAACUGUGUUGCUUUAUUGGUUCAGUUACAAUUUACUUAAUUUCCAUUGAUUUUCAAAAUUCCUAAUUGAAACAGUUUAGCAAUAUUUCGACAUAUUCCAUGCACUUGUCCCGCACUAUUUGAAUGUCCUUGUGCAAGACUGUAUGCUGAUGCAAUAUUAUCCGCUAGAUUUUGCACCCAUUUAAAAUGUUCAAAAAGCUGUGAUACUAUGGAUAUGAACCAGACAAAAAAUAUAAUCACCAUCUCAUGAGUAAUGCUAUAUCUACUGCAUAGCCUUCAUACAGUAUAUGACUGAUAACAGGGAUUAAUGAGGCCCAGGCAGCUAAGCAUGCAGUAUAUUUAAAUUUAUACCAUAUUUCAAAUAUGGACGCCAAUUCAGUCAAGAUUGUUGUAGAUAGUGGAGGAUGAUUAUUUUGUGAUGUCUUUUAUUAAAUUAUCAUUUUUCUUUUAGGACUAAACAUCUAGAUGAACGUCUUGACAACUUUCAAUCUAUUAUCAAUGAAAAAUUCCCCAAAACAAAACCAGUAAUUCUUUUAAUGGACAACAUCAACAUGUACAAAGGAAAAAAGAGACACUAUAGACUGUUUAAGAAAAUGGGUCCAAAGAUGUGGAAUUUUACAGGUUAGAGGAAAUUAUGAAUAUAAUGAUUGAUGAGCACUAUUUACUAAACAGCUACAGUAGAUAGUAAAUUAAUGUAAUGCACUAAAGAUUUAUUGGAGCCAGUCAAUAUGCUAGGAGUAUUUUAGGUUUGGGAAUCGAGUGAGAGCAAUAGCCAAAUUUAAGGGGUUUUUAAUUUUUUUGGGGGGGGGGGGCGGAAUUCCUCUCUCCUACAAUUACAAACCCAGAUGUCAUUUCCUUACAAUUUUCAGUCUAUUUCCAAGUGAGGGGAUAUAAAAGAUAUAUGGGUUCAACAACUACACCUAUAAGUGCACCCACCCUUACCACUUAGUAACAGUUUAAUAGUAAUAAUGAUAUUCAAUAGAUUCACCCCCCCUCCCCCCUCUUUUUUGGGAGGGGGAAAAUGCUCCCUCCUAUAAUGUAGUUAUUUUCAGAUUUGGGGCAAAAUUCGGGAUUUUUGGGAGGAAUCCUCCCACCCACCCCUCCCCCCCCCCCCACACACACAUGCAAGUAUCCCUGACAUGCAACAUUAACGCAUUGGAGGCAAUUCUGUAACCCUCAAAUCUAUAGAUACAUAGGCCUAACUAAUUGUAUAUAUGUUUACCUGUUUAUAGGACGAGGGGCAAUAGUUGCAAAUGUGGAUGGCUUGGAACAUUUACUUCAGUGUUCAAGUACUGCAGUCCAUUCACAGAUUGAUUUUACAGAUUUAAAAGCUGAUGAUAUUAUUUUAGGUUGGCACAAGUCUUAAAAACAUUUUUGAAAAAUCUUAUUGCAUCAGUUGUAGACGGCUGGCCAAGUCAUCAUUUUGUACAACUGGAUGGCAACUUUUUGUUAGAAGCUGGUAACAGGCAUUUUCUUAUAGUUCAAGCUUUGGUGAACAAGACUAUAUGCGUUACCACUUCUGAUUUUUGCUUUAUAGCCAAAAAUUUGAGAAUAUUUAAAUUUUGCCUAUUAAAUUACUAUGAUCAGAAAAGAUGUAAAAUCUCAUGUUCUCUCACAUGUGGUAACACAUAUAGUCUUAUUCACCAAGGCUUGGACUAUACGAAAAUGCCUGUUACCAGCUUCUAACAUAAAGUUGCCAUCAAACUCUCUUUAGAGGCACUUUUUGCCACCUUGGCCGGCCGACUAUUGUUGUGAUUUGCAGUCACCAUAACUGAAGAUCUGGUUUAAACUUUUAUUUUUAUUUUAAAUUUGGUGAUUACAAACCAUGCGAAACAGUGCAGUUUUACAUGUCUUUGCCAAUUAGUGGGUUAAUAUGUGUCUUUGUUAAUUAUAUUAGACUCCAUGACAGAUCAUAAGAGGAUUUGGUCUGAUUUUUCAAAUGCAUAUACCACAAAGCUGCUCAACUUGGGAUUAAACUGUGUUCCAGUAGCUACAAAGCAGUUUGCGGAGAUGAAUGAGAAUGAGUUUAACAAGUGGUUAUCCAGCAUCAAUUUUGAAGAAUCUGGCAAGUCACCCAGACCAUACAUACUGCAAGAAGAGCCCUUGUCAUCUGUGUUCAAUAUAAGCAGUUCAGUAACGAAAACAGAAACAUUGAUAUUGCCAUUAUCUUUGGAAGAUAACUCAACUUUACCAGGAACUGCCUCCAUUUUUGAAACAUUUGGGAAAGAAUUCAGUAUUCCAUGCAUCCAUAAGGAUGAAAUUUUGGAAUUUGAUGAGAAGACUUGCUCGUUUGAUUUAAAAGGAGCAAGAAACCACUAUGAGUUUAAAGAAAUAAUUUCUUUACAUAAGGAUGAAAUGGCAUUGAUUGAACAGCAGAUUUCUGAUACCUCAAAGCAAUUAGACGAGGACAGUGAUGAUUAUGAUGAUGAUGAUGAGGAUGAAUCCGGGGAUGUUGUUGACAGGGAUGGUACUGAACCUAAGAAGAAUGAUGGUCAACAUAAUGAAGACCCUGGCAAUGAAGGAAGUUCUGCAAUGCAUAUCAAAAGAAAAUAUCUCCAGAAGCAGGAUGCAGUUUUUAAAAAAACUUUCGAUAAGCUGACAAAAAUGAUCUGGGAGGCUGUUCAUGCACAGGAUUCUGCAACUAAACUUGACAUCCUUAUUAGUCGUCUCUCUAAUAACAGGUGGUGGGAAAGGAAAACAGAUCAUUUUAAGCGAACUGUCAUUCACCACGCUAUUGAAUGUAACAAUAUUGUAAUGGUGAGGGUGCUCCUUGCUGCUGGCAUCAAUCCAAAUGUUAAAGAAGGUUGUGGUGCCACCCCUCUCCAUCUUGCUGUACUACAAAAAAACACUGAAUUGUGCAAGCUUUUUGUAGAUAGUUUUGCAUGUAUCAAUGGUCUAUCAUUUUCAUCUAUUCCUAGUCCCUAUGAAAUGGCUAAAUCUAUGAAGUUGAACGACAUUGUUUUAAUAUUUAACGAGAACCUGAAAGAACAAGGAAUGCUAGAACAACAGUUACUUGAGCUGUCAAGUAAAGCUGCUUGUGAUACCAACAGUGAAUGUGAACCUGACCCUGACCAAGAUGAAAAUGAUGAUGAACUGUUUAGUUAUGAUCGAUCACAGUAUUGUGGAUUUCCUACAGCAGUGGUUGGAGAUCAAGGAACCUGCAAGAAUAACAGAAGUGUAAAGCAAAGAGAUCAGUCUGCUUUUAGUUGGGUAGCUGAAAUACCAGGUGACUUACAUGCCAAAGGUCACCUGUGUGAAGCCAUAUUCAAAGCUCAAGGAAAGGGGGGUUUUCAUCAUCUAGUAACAAAAGUCCUGAAACGUCAAAAGCUUACGGAAACUGCGUUUCGUGACAAGAAGUUCCAAGAACAAAACCUUGCGCACAUAAAAGAAGCAGUCCGAGACGGAUCAAUUGCUUAUGGAAUGGCCGCUGUUAUGAUAUUUAAAACGUCCUGCUAUUUUCCAAGUAAAGAGUCACUGCAAAAGUGUCUUCAAAAGAAUGGAAACCAUAAUGAAGUACUGCUUCAUUGUUUUAAGAGUUUCUUAAAUGAAUGCUCAGCCAAAGAUGAAAAUUUCAAAUAUCAUUCAGAGAUGUUCACCCUUUUCGGUCCAUUACUACAAUUGUACAAUGAUGCCACUCGUUUUGGUCAAGGACUAGCUCGUGAGACAGUAUGGGUUCUGCUACUUCCAAUAUUUGCUCAACUGCAAUUCAGAAAUUAUUGGACUGAGGCCAUCGUCCAUGUUGUUAACUUCACUGCAGUUUGGCCACUAGCUUUCCGGGAAAUGAUAAAGAAGAAUUCAUCUGUCAACAUAUCGGGGCAAGUCGGGAAAAACAUUGACUUGGAUGAAUUUGUGGAGACAUACAUUGUUCGACCUCUCAAGCUUUAUGCAUCUGGUAAUUUAAGUAUAUACAUACUUAUUGGUUUUAAAGGCACAGUGUCUGAGCGUUGUGAUUUUAUUGGCACAUAUGUAAUUUGUUAUCAUUCAUCUUAGCGAGUUGAUCAAGCCGUAAGGACCAAGGGUCAAAAUCUAUGAUAACCGCCAGGGAUUUAUUUAAAUUGGAUAUUUAAUAAUGAGCCAUUUUAUCAUUCGCCAUAACUAGUUCUCCACAAUUUUGACAAACGUACUAACGUUAUUGAACUUUUUCAAGUUUGAGUGCACUAAAUCGCAUUGUUUAGCGGAUGACACUGUGCUUUUAAGCUGUUGUUAUAUUAAAUGAAGUUAAUUUAAUCGAAAUUAUCAUUGAAAUAUUUAAAGUAUUACGUAUGUGGUGUUGAAAAACAAAUUGAGAUAUAGCAGAGUUGAUGGAUCGCUGAAUCGUGAAAUAUAAUUAUCGAACUUUUAUGGCAUGCUCAUAAGUCAUUUUCUAAUGAAUAGCUUUUGCUUGAAAUGUCACGCCUAUAUGUACAUACAGUACGUACAUGAGUUGAUGUGCACCUGCAGGGCAUAUCAUAUUAAUGAAUAAUGUUCAUACUGGUUCCAUUUCUGCUUCAUCUCUAGGUCAUUCUUCUGUUAGAACAUGUCAGCGUAUUAUGGCUAAUGUACAGCUAUUUGGAAAUAUACGCCAUGCUUACUCUGGUAAAGAAGCUUUUGAUGUGCACCCAACCAAAAAGCAUAAAGAACAGACUCCUUUUCCUGACCAGCUUAAAGGCAUGUGGUUUUGCCUCCGAGAAGGAAUGUUUGAGUAUGUUGAAGGAAGACAAGAUGCCAUCUCUUUUCCUACAGAAGCUGACAAAGCAAAACCUAUUCGAAAGUCACGUGUAUCUAUUCUUGAGAAAGGUGCUGCAAAAGUGAAAACCAAUUUUUCCAGAAAAUUACACGAUUGCUUUCCAUCGAUGAGGCGAGCCUCUUUUGACCAGGUAACAGAAAACAACACAGAAGAUAAUGUAUAA
Molecule: messenger RNA, 6065 nt
Organism: Paramuricea clavata
Lineage: Eukaryota; Metazoa; Cnidaria; Anthozoa; Malacalcyonacea; Plexauridae
Source: the annotation of a GenBank genome assembly